AUGGCAGUGCGUUCUGAGGACGUGAGUUUGUCGAGAACGAGUCGUUACGAACUGGAGGGCCGUACAACCUCGUUCGCAUGUAUCGUCACGAGAGAUGAUAUGGGCGAAGACAGUAAAUACCACAUCAUUUGGAGUCUGGGCACCAGCGAGAUCAGUAAUUCGACGAGUGACUUGCUCCAUGUUACCCUGCACAGGAACAUGUCGGGUGCAGUCCUGGUGUGUCAGGUGUUCUCGCCUAGCUUCAAUUUCAAAAAAGCGACAUGGACACUUGACGUCAUGUAUCCACCAAAUGGCGUGACUCUAGAUGUGAACUCUACCCACUCUUGCGAGAGUGACUCGAUGUGUAGCGCCGAUGUCACGGUCGGGCGUUACUACCGUUUCACCUGCAAUGCCUCCGGUUCGAAUCCCGCCAGUAACAUCACCUGGCUGAUCAACACCAAGGGCAGAUGGGGAACAACUCAGAGAGAGAUUCCCGCGGAUAGGAGCCGGUGUCGCCAAGCUGAGACCGACACGGACUGGGAUACUUCGAGCCAUAUCAACCUUCAGAUACUCCUGGAAGAUCGACACGGCAGCGUCGCGUGCAGGGUGAUGUUCCUCGACGCAAGUACGGUGUUCAGAGAGAUCGUAAUGACACUGCAGGUCGUGGAGCCCGUGGAAGAACCCCGAAAUAGGCCUAAAGUUCCUCUGCCAGAAAACCCGGAGCUGGCGAAAUGGGUGAUGGUUGCCUGCAUCCCAACGGCGGCGAUUAUUACUGCUUGUGUAAUUGGCAUGGUGAUUGCUCGAAAACUCAAACAUCAAUCGGCACCGCGCCAGCCACGCCCACAAGCAGAUGCAACUCCGCCAUCUUCUCCUAAAGAGGGGGAGAGUCACGUGUCAGAAGAUGAGGGUUUGUAUCAGGAGUUGCCAGUGAUUCACGACCAACAAACAGAACGAUCAAGUCCAGACCAGAACACCCCCCUUUAUCACACCACCAUCAACUAA
Messenger RNA from Patiria miniata (bat star), 981 nucleotides. RefSeq lists its product as uncharacterized. Lineage: Eukaryota; Metazoa; Echinodermata; Asteroidea; Valvatida; Asterinidae. The coding region runs from base 1 to 981 and encodes 326 amino acids. The transcript is spliced from 5 exons. The record is from RefSeq and is a predicted model, not a curated record.